Brassicogethes aeneus is the source of this 1639-nucleotide messenger RNA. NCBI's taxonomy places the organism in Eukaryota, Metazoa, Arthropoda, Insecta, Coleoptera, Nitidulidae. The record is from the annotation of a GenBank genome assembly.
CUUAUGUAUGUAUGAAAGUUGAGAAAUAAAACAUAGUUCUUGCUUUUACUUAGUUUCGUACUUCAAAUUUUUUUAUAAAAAAUAAAUUUAUGUUCUUUUUUUAAACAAAUCAUGUAAAUAAAACUUUAAAUUUGUGACCCAGGGGACCGUUUUUUUUCUUUUUUAAGGGCUAAUUAAAAAAAAUUCAACUGCUGUUUUUGUUUUUACUUUUUCUUCUUUAAAUGUACAAGAAUUUUGAAAAUGACCCAAAUCACGAAUUUUUGUCAAAUUUUCAAAAUUAUACAAGUCUAACAGAAAACACAUGAACAGCUUAUAAGAAAGCAGAUUAAAACCAAUAACAAUAAUAAUUAUGAUAUUUAAAUAUUUAACCAAGUUAAAAGUUAACCAGAAUUUGCUGUUAAAUCCUGGUAUGGCAAAAACAUGUAAAAAAUGCGUGGAAACAUGUGGUGUAGGAAAAUUGGAACCGUCAGUGUUAAAAGAGCUUAACGAAGCCUUUGAAAAAUUAUCGACUUCGGAUUCUAAAUCGCUUUUAAAAAAGUACCUAACUGCCGAUGUUUUUAAAAGCAUCGUCAACAAGAAAACCUCCUUUGGGUCUACUUUGCUAGACUGUAUACAAUCAGGGGUUGCAAAUUUGGAUUCUUCCGUGGGACUAUAUGCCCCGGAUACUGAAGCUUACAAUGUUUUCGCCGAAUUGUUUAACCCUGUUAUUGAAGAGUACCAUCUGAAUUUCACCAAAGAUGAUUCUCAACCCCCUGUAAAUUUCGGUAAUACCAACUGCAUGGCGGAUUUGGACCCUAAAGGGACUUUCAUUGUUUCUACAAGGGUGAGAUGUGGCAGAUCAUUGGCUAAAUAUCCUUUGAAUCCUUGUAUGACUGAGGAACAUUAUAUUAAAUUGGAAGAGGAGGUCAAAUGUGCUUUAGGAAAUCUUACAGGUGAACUGGGUGGCGACUACUUGCCCCUAAAAGGCAUGUCGAAAAUAACUCAGAAGAAGCUAAUAGACGAUCAUUUUUUGUUUGCCGAGGGCGAUCGGUUUCUCCAGGCGGCUAAAGCCUCGAGAUUUUGGCCGACAGGUCGAGGAAUUUUUUUGAACGACGCCAAAACAUUCGUCGUCUGGGUAAACGAGGAGGAUCACAUGAGAAUCAUCUCGCUGCAAAAGGGGGGCGAUUUGGGGCAAGUGUAUAAAAGAUUUGUUAAAGGGGUGGAAGAACUGGGCUCUCAGCUGACGUUUGCCAGAGACGAAAGGCUUGGUUAUUUGACGUUUUGUCCCACCAAUAUAGGCACUGGUAUUAGAGCUUCAGUGCACAUCAAAGUGCCAAAACUGGCGGCGGACGAAAGUGUGUUGCACGCGGUUGCCAAAAAAUACAACUUGCAAGUGCGAGGUACCGGGGGCGAGCACACUUCUGCGCAGGACGGUGUUUAUGACAUUUCCAACAAGCGCCGUCUUGGAUUAAGCGAGUACGAUGUGGUAAGAGAGAUGCAAGACGGAAUAAUGGAAAUUAUAAAAGAGGAAAAAUCGAAAUCCGAUUGAUGUAAUGUUUAUGUUUCAUGUUUAAUAAAUAAAAGGUUUGUGAUUUGUUUUACAUUAGUUUUAUUUAUUUAAGAAUUAAGUGUAGUUUUUGAAGAAUUUUAAAUAUGUAAU